CGUACCAUGUGAUUUUGGCCUUAUUCUUUGGAAUGUGUUCACGUGUUUUAUUUUGAAAAAUUUUUGAGGUUGCUGAUCGCAAUCGACCAUCUUUAUUGUGUCGAAAAUGUUUUUGUUUCAUCGAGUUGCUUUUGUAUUCCUAUAUUUUUGAAUAACUUGGUUGUGAAACUGUGGAAGAUUAGAGAAGUUGUACCUAAAGGGCCAUCUACAAUGGAGUGUUUUAGUCGUAACAACGCUAAAUCUACGACCAUGCUGUCAAUAAUAUAAACGACGUAGCAAUAAUAUACAAGCCGGCUAUCAUAGGGAGGUGACUAAAAACUAACCCCGAACACCUGAACGCUCAUCGUAAGCACCCACUGAAUUGGCUCAAUGUCUGUUGUAGGCCGUAAUCAGUAAAACAGUAACGAGUAUCAAUAAUUAAAACAACUGAAUUUUAUUGAGAUGGAAUCUUCUGAGAAAAAGAAAAGAAAGAAAGGAAUAAUCUAUUUAUCCACAAUUCCGAAAUAUAUGAACGUCACUAUGAUUCGGGAGAUAUUAUCUGCUUAUGGAAAGGUGGAUAGAGUUUAUCUACAACUAGCCAAUAAUGAGCCACAAUCAGUGAAACAUAAGAAAAAGGUGAAGAAAGCAAUCAAACACUUUACCGAAGGUUGGGUGGAGUUUGAAAGUAAGAAAGUGGCAAAAUUUGUAGCAGAAACAUUAAAUAAUACUCAAGUGUCUACGAGAAAGAAAAGCAAGUUCUAUGACAUUAUGUGGAAUAUAAAGUAUUUGCCUAGAUUUAAAUGGAUUCACUUGAGCGAACGUUUAGCUUAUGAACGUGCAGUUCAUAAACAAAGACUUCUAACGGAAAUAGCACAAGCUAAGAGAGAAGUUAACUUCUUCUCGUAUAACGUAGACAGAAGUAAAAAGCUGUGUAAGAAACACGAACAAGGAGAAGAAACGAUGUUUGAAUUGCCUGAAGUUAAGCAAAGAGAUACUGAUAGUGAAAUAAGGAAUAGGAAAGCAAAUAAUUAUGAAGAAGAUAGAUCAGAGUUCCUUAAAUCGAUAUUUGGAUAAAAUUUAUAACAAUCAUCAUUAUACUAUAUUUUUUUUAAAAUAAGAAAGUUAUUUACAAAAAUUCUAAAACAUAAUUGUUAAAAAAUGUGGCGGCUAUGACCAUUAACAAAGUGGCCCUCCUCAAUUAGAAAAAAAAGAACUGUGAUAAAGAACAUAAUGCAUCAUCUAUCAGGUAAAAGAUAAAAAAUCAAUUAUUAGAUUGUUUCGUAACUUCUAUAUAGUUUCAGAGAACUGUAUAGAAGUUACGAAAGUUGUUGAAAUAACUUUCAAUAAAAAAAAUUUACAAGAGGAAGGCAGGCAUAGUUUAAUGAAGAAUUCGAGACAUUAUUAGAUUGUCCACAAUUCACAGCACUGUCACAACUUGUAACAAAUAUGAAUUAUAAUACAAGGUAAUUUUUAUUUUAUGAAAUUAUUUGAUUAAUCAAAUUGAUCAAAUAAUUAUUGUCGAUUGUUCAUUAAAAUUACAUAUUAGAAAAAAAUAUAUUACAAAAUAAUAUAAAUAAAGUUACUGAAUUAUUAAUAAUAUAAAUAAAGUUACUAUUAUAUUAGAAGCAUUGUAAUAGAAGCUGGGAAAAAAUUGAAAUUGUAUACAACGAAUCAAAUGAAGCUUAUGCGACUUUGAAAUAAACGAAUUAAUUUGUUUUGUUUUAA
Molecule: messenger RNA, 1704 nt
Organism: Monomorium pharaonis (pharaoh ant)
Lineage: Eukaryota; Metazoa; Arthropoda; Insecta; Hymenoptera; Formicidae
Product: activator of basal transcription 1
Exons: 5
Coding region: 442-1053 (203 amino acids)
Biological process (GO): endonucleolytic cleavage in 5'-ETS of tricistronic rRNA transcript (SSU-rRNA, 5.8S rRNA, LSU-rRNA); endonucleolytic cleavage in ITS1 to separate SSU-rRNA from 5.8S rRNA and LSU-rRNA from tricistronic rRNA transcript (SSU-rRNA, 5.8S rRNA, LSU-rRNA); small-subunit processome assembly
Cellular component (GO): nucleolus
Molecular function (GO): RNA binding
Source: RefSeq, a predicted model, not a curated record